Molecule: messenger RNA, 6757 nt
Organism: Leucoraja erinaceus (little skate)
Lineage: Eukaryota; Metazoa; Chordata; Chondrichthyes; Rajiformes; Rajidae
Gene: mef2aa
Product: myocyte enhancer factor 2aa
Biological process (GO): positive regulation of transcription by RNA polymerase II; cell differentiation; heart development
Molecular function (GO): protein dimerization activity; histone deacetylase binding; RNA polymerase II cis-regulatory region sequence-specific DNA binding
Source: RefSeq, a predicted model, not a curated record
ACCAAAGCCCGCCUGCUGUAAGCAAGCGGAGGGGCAGGUCCAUCCGAGGGAGACUAAAAAUAGCAACAUUGUAUCUUUUUUAUACAAUUAUUCAUUUCGCGGCUGAUACUGUAUCCACUGACUGGCUUUAAAAGAGGAAAUAAGCUGAGCACGUCUGAAGGAAGAUAGUUAAGGAGAGAAGGUUCUACCAUGCACUAGAACAUUAAGUACUGACAAAGCCAAGAUUUCACGCUGAUAUAUUGGAAAAGGAACGGUGAAGAUGGGGCGGAAAAAGAUUCAGAUUACAAGGAUCAUGGAUGAGCGCAACAGACAGGUCACAUUCACAAAGAGAAAAUUUGGAUUAAUGAAGAAAGCCUAUGAACUGAGUGUAUUGUGUGACUGUGAGAUAGCUUUGAUAAUAUUCAACAGUUCAAACAAAUUGUUUCAGUAUGCUAGCACUGACAUGGACAAGGUUCUCCUGAAGUACACUGAGUACAAUGAACCUCAUGAAAGCAGAACCAAUUCGGAUAUUGUUGAGACCUUAAGAAAGAAAGGACAUAAUGACUGUGAUAGUCCUGAACCAGAUGAUUCUUUUGAGCACAGUCCGCUCAUGGAGGACAAAUACAGAAAGAUUAAUGAAGAUAAUGAUGUAAUGUUCAAGCGAUAUGGUCCUGGUUUGCAAACUCAAAACUUUGCGAUGCCUGUGGCAGUACCCGUGAGCAACCAAAAUACGCUAACCUACAGUCACCCAGGAAGCUCUCUUGUCACCCAUUCAUUGGUAACGACAUCGAUAACGGACACCAACAUGCUCUCUCCACCCCAGGCUACGCUGCCCAGAAAACGUAUGUCACCGGUCACCCAACAGAGACCUCCGAGCACUGGUAAUGCGAUUACUUGUGGAAUGAUGGCAGACCUCACGAUGCAAAAUGGUGUAGGCACCAGCCCUGUGGGAAAUGGUUUUGUGAACGCACGAGCAUCUCCCGGACUGCUCUGCUCCACCGGCAAAGUCAUGCCCACAAAGUCCCCACCCCCUCCUGGUGGCAACAUCGCAAUGAACAAUCGCAAGCCUGACCUUCGUGUAGUGAUCCCACCGACCAGCAAGGGCAUGAUGCCACCUCUGUCAGAGGAGGAUGAGUUGGACAUGAGGAUAAGCAAUGCACAAUCAACACAGGCUCUGGCAACUCCUGUCGUGUCUGUUACAUCUCCAAGUCUACCUUCACAUGGGCUCUUGUACUCGACGUACAACAAUGAUUAUUCACUAACCAGCGCUGACUUAUCAGCACUACCAGGAUUCAACUCGCCAGGGACGUUGUCAUUGGGGCCCAUGUCGGCCUGGCAACAGCAUCAGCUGGGACAAGCAGCUCUCAGCUCACUAAUAGUUAACAGCCAGUCGCUUCAGGGUUCCAACCUUUCCGUCAACACCAACCAGAACAUCAACAUCAAGUCGGAGCCCAUCUCUCCGCCCCGGGACAGGAUGACCCCGUCGGGCUUCGUGCAGCAGCACACGCGGCACGACACGGGACGCUCGCCCGUCGACAGCCUGAGCAGCUCGAGCAGCAGCUACGACGGCAGUGACCGGGAGGAACCGCGGGCGGACUUCCACUCGCCCCUCGGGCUCCCGAGGCCAACGGCAGACGACCGGGAAAGCCCAUCCGUAAAGCGCAUGCGGAUGGACACCUGGGUGACAUAGAGCCGCCUGCUGCAGUCUCCUUUCGUUUUUUGUAGUAAUCUCUUUUGUUACAAGAGAACUGUCCUUACAUAUCUAAGACAAGGACAUGGAAAAUGUAUAAGUUAAUCAGGUACUCUACAGUGCAAAUUAAUUGUCUAUUUGCAGGUGUCCCACAUUUAAAUUGUAGUCACUGUUCCAGUCAGGCACUUAUUUGUAUUAGCUGUUAUAUUAUACUGGUUUGCAAAAAAAAAUAAUUAUAUUCUACCCUAUCAUGCUUGCAGAAACAAGACAAGUUGGUUGUCAAUUCUGACAGUGUGUGUAUGUGUGUAUAAAAAUGGUGUGGCUAGUUAAAUCUUCUGCUUAGUAUCAUUGAAGCUGUAGAAAGAGACACAAAAAGAGAGCAAUACUGUACAUAAAAUAAAUCUAUGAUAUUGAACCUGGCAUGGGUCUCCGUCUCUUGAAGGAGUGUGUUUAAAUUGCACGGUGUAUAGGACUGAGGUGAGCAGUUCUCUCUGCAAGUGCAAAAACGGGUUGUAGAAGUGGCAAAGCAAUUUAUUGAGUCCAUUGGAGACAUGCAUUGAAAGUACCCGCAUGAGAAAUGAGGCGACUGUAAGUGAAAAUAUAGCAUUUAGAGAAACUUAAUAUAUUAAGUUAUCAUUGGAAUUUGGUUAAAGUUCUUUUAUGUUGUUUUCUGAAAUCCAAAUUAGAUUCCAGAUCACUUAUAUAUAUUUUUAUUAAAAGAAAGCAUAAUACCCUGACUUAUUAUUGAUUAUAUAGAACUGUAUAAUUUUAAACACAUUCAGCUAUGAAAUUAUUUAUAUAUGCCAAAGUUGCAUGUUGAUGCUCUCUAGAUAUGGUUUAUCUUGUUACCUAGGCUUGGAUUUGCUUUUUUUAAAUGCAGGCUAAACCGUAAAAGCCGUGAACACUUGCUAACCUAUAUGUAAAGAGAAUUUGAGCCAAAUGUUUAUGUAAAUAGCAUCCUAAACAUAUCUCCUUUGGUGUACAAUGUAUUGUAUGUUCACCAGAUCAAAGUAUAUUUUUGUGGAUUAUCUCCAGUUUGACAGGGCAAGAUCCUUAUGUGUAGAUCAUCCACUGGCAUUUACUAUUUUGUUUAAUAUGUUGUACUUCCUUGGUUUUAAUUAUAUAUGAUAUUUGCAGAAAGUAGUAAGAGUUUUAUUUUCCUCCAUAGCAGUGAAUGUGGACAAUAAUUGUCAAUUGUGCUGUAUGGUAUCCCUUUACUAUACAUCAAUCCCAAUGUUAUAUUUGUCAUGCACAAAACUUGAAUACAAGUUCCUUAUAUUGUAGACUGUUGCAGUUGGAAGGUCACUGCUUUAUUCAAUUAUACUUUUCUGAUAUAAGCUGCCUUUUGUGAUAAUUCACUGACAGUAGACACGCGUGGUUCAUUAAAAAAUAGCCUGUAAGAGAGUAGUGCGGGUGAGUACCUUUUGAGAGUAAUAAAUACAAAAGGUCUUUUAUAUAUUUAAAAUAGAGGAUUGUUCAGUGAUGCGUGCAAUAGGUGAUUUGACAAUCAAAGGGGCAGGCCUGAGUGCACACUUGUAGAGAUAGAGUAAGGUUUGACCCCCUGGACAUGACUGACCUGAUGACUCCCUCCAGAGUCAAGGUUGAUUGCACCAAAGGGAACAAAUUCCGUUCAUGUAUUUUGUCCAGUACACACAUGAAAUAACUUAGUGAUUGUGAUAACAUGAAACAAAGAUUAAACGGGAACGACGUUGACAUGAGCUUUGUCAAUCGGUUCCAUUGACGUUUCAAUUCAUCAGCCAUCUGCUUUCCACCCCUCAAAGUCAAGAGGUGUUCUGCAUAGGAAUAAUCAUCCAUUUCAAUCAAUAAGCAGUUUGACUUUGACAACCUUUUGUAGCUCAACAUCCAUAACCAGAAAAAAAUGUUUGCAAUGGGAUACACCCCGCACUUCAUGGUGGGUCUCCCAUUCCUUGCUGAGGUGUGUGUAACCUCAGAUAAACACAACCUCAACUAGGUAACUCAACCUUAACUAGGUAACUAAACCUAACUGGCUCUGGAGGUUUAUGCCAGUGUUAUCCAUUCUGCUUAAGCUGGAGUUACAAGCGUUUUGUAUGACUUGUGUUCUUCCAAAAUGUACUCAUGAUGUGAUCAUUACAGCUGUUUGGUUCAAUUAACAAUAAAUAUGGGCAGAAUUUUCUCCUUUGAUUUUUCUUUUAGGAGUGUAGAAAUCUGACCUUUUUCCCUUUAGAUAGUGAUAGAAUAUAAAAUAUUUGGAUGUAUUCAAAAUAUUGUUUCAUUGCUUUGUCUAAUGUAUAUAUUCAACUGACUGUACAUUGCAUGCACCUCCUAUAGAAUUAACAUUUAACACACUCAACUCAGCGUAGGGUUUUUUUCACAUGUUCCCUUUGUUUCCACAUAUUUAAUUUGUUGAAAAUUGUGUUCAGAUUGACAAAAUAAGGCUAAUGCUACUGAAAUGAUGGGAAGAGUUAUAACUAGCUUGCUCACUGCUGAAUAGACCACUUUUAUGCUGCAGAGUAGCAGCUGAGUUGUGUACUCUGCAAAAUGGAAAAACAUAUUGCUUUCUUGAAUUUUGCAUGUAAGUGAACAUUUUUUUUUCUGUACAUUUGGUGAGAAGUUUGCUUCAUAUUUACUGUGUCCCCUUGUGUGCAAAAUGCCUUAUGUGGUGGCAUCAUUUUUCCCUUUUUAUUCUCCAGUAAAUGUCCAGCAUUGUGGACAUUAACUGUAGUCAGAGGCAAACACUGUUUAACGAAGGAACAGCUUUGCUGAUUGUUGAUAAUAUUAUGUCUGCGUUAAGCAAUCCUCACAAGUUCAACUUGACCAUAAUUUAAGACAAAAAUAAUUUUCAGAUGCAUCUUUUUCCUUCACAGUGCCCAUCACACCACAUAACAUAUCUCCAAGCCUCCAUAGCAUUCUGAAGAGUUUGAGAUAAGACCUCCUUUGUAAUGUAACGAUUAAUGGACUGCCUAAUGGUAAGGGCUCACCUGAAUGACAUAAAAUCCUGUAGUUAACUACUUAUACAAGCAGUUAAUCUUUGCCGAAACACUCUGCUACACCCUCUAUGCCAAUGGCCAAUAUUUUUGAUAGAUAGUUUGCAGAAUUGAAUUGUGUUAGGUACUGCCAUCAUUCCACCUGGCACCACACAAUACCUCAAGCUAUUAUCAUAGCAAGUUGCAGCUAUCUGCUGCAUUGUGGCAAAGUGACAACGUGUGAAAUAAUUUACCAGGAAAUUAUCGAGAGAACACAUAAAAUAAUGACAUUUGCUAUUUAACUGAACCAAUGUUGCAUGAAAAUGAUGGUGUGCUUAACUGGCUUAUCUCUCCAUUAUAACUAAUCCUUGAGAUUUCUAGAUUCGUCUUUUAUUUCGUGCCAAUACUGAAUAAUUUACCUUUGGAAGGGGGUUGAAGCAGAGUCUUGAACUCACUUAUCCAAACGCAUAAAUUGGAGCUGGUAGAUGCAAUAGACAUUUGGCAAUAUUUCUUGCCUUUGGACCUUGUAGACAAGGCGUUCCCCAACCUUUUUCGUCCCGUUUACCCCUGGCAACUUUAAUAACACAUGGCAAUGUUAUUUCACUCAUUUAUGAACAACUAAUGAUGAACAGAUACCGGUAUACCAGAACUAAACACAGUCAGUCAAAUCUGCAUAAAUCCAGAAUCAACAAAUUUACCCCAGGUUGGGAACCCUUGUUAUGGACCUUCUAACUAAAGGUAAAGAAUAAAUCCCAAAGUCCCAAAUCUCCCUAGAUGUACAGGUGCGUAGGUUAAUUGGCUUGGUAUAAUUGUAAAAUUGACCCAGUGUGUGUAGGGUGGGGUAGUGUUAAUGUGCGGGGAUCGCUGGUCGGUGCAGACUGGGCAGGCAGAAGGACCUGUUUUUUUCCCUGUAUCUCUAAACUAAACUAAAGUAGACAGAUUUCCAGAUGGAAAAAGACAACCUUGUACUAUUCGUUAUAUCCUUGAGGUGCAGGAGAAGGUAAAAGCAUGUUGGCAUUUAGCAUUUGAAGCAAUUCCUAAACCAGAAACGAUGUACAACUCCAACUAAUUUCCUACCAUCAAUACGAAUAAGGAGUACAAAUGUCCGGUGACUUGCAAAUGCAGUCUGUGAAAUGGAGUGAACACGUUAAGUUCAGAAGGCAGCAGUUUUGAAUGUUUGUUGAAUACACGGCUCCUGACAGGAAGAGAAAAUUCAAUAACGCCAGGAGUUGUCAUCCAUGACAUUUUGAUUUAGAUAUCACAUUUAUGUCAUGUAUCAAAAUACUAUGGGCAGUAACUCUCAGGGUUAAUUCUAAAUAACAUUUAAAUACCUUCUCAAAUAUGUAUUACAUAUCUUCUAUACCUCCUCACUGGUAUGAUCCCAUGGGCUUAAAUUUACAAUAAUUUUUUUUAAAGUUUAUAUUAAAAUCAGCUGCCUAAUAUGAAGGUAUUGGUAAAAAAAGAGCACUUUUUUCAUUAGUCACAAAUUAAUUGAUUAUUAACAUCCAGGUCUGGUUUCUCUUCAAAAGCUAUUUUUUCCGAAUCUUAAUUGCAAAGAUGGUCAGAUGCCUUGCAGAGUAUCGCGCAGUGUGAGGUGGUCCCAAUGUAAUCACUUUAUGCAACGUUUAGCUGUGGAAACCAGGGAUAUAUAUAUGAGGGUGAUGUCCAUCUGCACACAAGAGGCAGUAAACUCGAACUCAAACUUCUCUGUCUCUGGACACUGUUUAUGAAAAAAUAAACAAAGUAUGCAAAGAGAAAGGGAAUAAAAACGUUGUUCUUCUACUUUUGCACAGUCUUUCUACCCUCUGCUGCGCAAGACACUGCUUUGCAAAAAUAUUUAAAAUUGCUUUUUUUUAAAAACUGAUGUAUUUGGUAAUUGUUUGUUACUUGUAGAAAUCACCGGAGCUGUUCACGGUUUAAAUUUUAAGCCUGUUGGCAGCACAAGCUGGACUUUGUUGCCAUCAUUGAAACAAAUGUUGAUGAGACUUUAAGUUAACCUGCGAUUUCCCUGAAUGUGUUGUUUUACUUCAAUAUACAAAGAUAAGUGAACUUUUUAUCAGAUGAUUACGAUUAUGCUAGAGAUUGUUGUAAAAAUUUGUACCCUGCACUCACUUAAGUAAAGAUAUUGGCUUUUACUGUGUAA